This is a messenger RNA of Leptinotarsa decemlineata (Colorado potato beetle), 2880 nucleotides long. RefSeq names its product LLGL domain-containing protein l(2)gl (gene l(2)gl). Gene Ontology annotation, cellular component: cortical actin cytoskeleton; plasma membrane; cytoplasm. Gene Ontology annotation, molecular function: GTPase activator activity; myosin II binding; syntaxin binding. Gene Ontology annotation, biological process: regulation of Notch signaling pathway; establishment of spindle orientation; regulation of establishment or maintenance of cell polarity. The record is from RefSeq and is a predicted model, not a curated record. NCBI's taxonomy places the organism in Eukaryota, Metazoa, Arthropoda, Insecta, Coleoptera, Chrysomelidae.
UGUUCCUCAAGAUUACAAAUUGAAUCCUGGAGCUGUUGAAUCAAUUUUUGAACAACCAGAACACCCAAAUAAUAUCCUGAUAGGAUAUAACAGGGGCUUAAUUGUGCUCUGGAAUAGAGUUGAUAACAGUGCUGUUAAAACAUUCAUUUCCAAUCAACAGUUGGAAUCGAUUUACUGGAAAGAAGAUGGAAGGCAUUUCCUCAGCUCUCAUAAUGAUGGUAGCUACAUGGAAUGGGAUAUUGAUCAAUCAGAAAAACCUUGUGGAGAACCAGUUACGACAUAUGGUCCCUACUCUUGUAGGGCCAUUCCUAAAAUUUUGACGAAAGACAUGAAUGACGAGUCUCUUAUAGUUUUCUCGGGUGGUCUGCCUAGGGCGAAUUAUAGUGAUAAAUAUUCGGUAUCUGUUGUGCAUGGAGAUAAACAUGUGGCUUUUGAUUUUACUAGUAAGGUGAUUGACUUUAUUUUGAUAGAAUCAAGAACACAAGAGGAAGACAGAGAUGGGGAAGAUGAGAGCACUGAAAAUGAAGAUGGCAGUACCAUCAAUGGUGACGUGAGUAAAGGAGAACCAGAAGCCCUAAUAGUUCUGGCAGAAGAAGAGUUAGUGGCUCUUGACCUCAAAGACGAGAACUGGAAGAUGAUGAGCUUGCCUUACCUUGUGUCUCUACAUGCUUCCGCAGUAACUUGCAGUCAAUACGUGUCAGGAAUACCAGAAGAACUUUGGGAACAGUUGAAAGAUGCUGGGAAAGUUCAGACCAGUCACUUGUAUUCUACUCGACGUUGGCCGGUUGACGGAGGCAAACUGUUGUGUUCCAAAGGGCUUGAACCUAAAAGGGAGUUGCUGCUCACUGGUCACGAAGAUGGUACUGUCAGAUUUUGGGAUGCCGGCGGUGUGACUCUCACGCCCAUUUACAAAUUCAGCUCCGCACAAUUCUUCGCUGGUGACGAACCGGAAGAGGUUCAUCCAGAUCCUGAAGACUUGGAAGAAGAGUGGCCUCCCUUUCGAAAAACUGGUAUUUUUGAUCCCUAUUCAGAUGAUCCUCGUCUGGCUGUGAAGAGGGUCAGCCUGUGUCCUUUAUCUGGGACUAUGGUUGUUGCCGGAACAGCUGGUCAAGUUGUCAUCGCAAAAUUCGAUACUGAAGUUCUCGAUGUACCUUUGAAAGUUUCUUCCAUGAAUAUUGUCAGCGACAGAGACGGGUUCGUCUGGAAGGGUCACGGCCAACUAAUAUAUAUAAGUCCCUUCUCUUGUGAGGGAAUCCAAGCAUUGCGACAAGUUCUUUGUGGUAUGGUGAGUGACAAACCCCAGAAAGGAUUGAAUGUUACUGAAGAGUGUUCACAAUGUGCUAGAGUGAGACGAAUGGCUUUUGCAAAUUUCACCUGUAAUAUAGAAAAUACAAAUCAUUCCGAAGUAGAUUUGUUGUGCCUAACAAACACUGGCGAUUGCCUAGUUCUAACCAUUCCAGACUUGAAACGGCAACUUAAUGCAGCAGCGAUCAAACGUGAAGAUAUAAACGGCAUAUCUUCUUUGGUAUUCACAAAAGAAGCACAGGCUUUGUACCUCCACUCCUCAUCAGAAUUGCAACGGUUAUCUUUGGCAGCUAAUAGUAUAACGAUGGCUCGCUGUUAUUUGCCAUUACAGGUUGGCACCAGAGACGAUGGUACUUCCGAAGAAGGUACCAUCGAUCAGUCGAACGAAGUAUUAGAAAACUCUGUAGAAACCCCUUUAGUUAAUGGUAAUGCCGAGAGUAAAGAAGGAAGUGUAGCUGAUAAGUNUGUUAGAUCGAAUCCUGAUGAGACUCUUCACAAUGUAACUGUUUCCAGCAGUGUUGGAGACAUUACCAUAGACAGUGUUAAAGAUCAUUUGGGUUCAGGUGAGGAAAUAAACAGACGAAUAUCGGGCUUAUGUGUUACAAAAACCGUUACAACAAUCAUAAGUAGUAGUCAAGAAGGUGUUGUCACGUCAUCCAGUACCACGUCUACCACCAUGACCAACCAGGAGAAUAUCAUAGAAAGUCUGGAGGACGCGUCAGGAGAAAAAUUAGAGAUUAAAGAAAUACAAGUGAGCGAUAUAUUACUGCGAGCCCCACUAGCAUCGGCUGAGGAGGAGUCCUGAGGCUUCCUAUGGUCAACUAAAACGGUUAACAACAUGCCAUAUCGACAUGAUCAGUAUUUCGGGUUGACAUACUAGAUUUUAUGAUUGCGAUUACUAGUUUUAGUACAAAAUAUUUUAAAGUAUAAUUUUAUUAUUAGGUGUUGUUGUCCAUCGUUUUUCAAAAGUAUUGUUUGUGUACUUAUUUUAGGUAUAAGACAUAUUGGGACCAUUUUCAUUUCUAAAUUCAUCAAUGUUGAUACGAAAUGCUGUUCAAGUUUUAAUAAUUAGAUUAAUCUACUGUAAUAAACUUUUUAUAUUUAUGUCAUCAUAUCAUUACUGUCUAUCAAUAUGGUUGAAUCAUUUUGAGUUCAAUAAGUCGAACAAAUCUUGACUGAUUCUUGAAUACCAUCUGUUUUGUGAAUAGUCGAAUUUCCAGUUUUUCCUAAUGUUGAGUACCAAUGCUUUGGUAAGAAUUCAUCCUGGAUUAUUUUCCACAGUUGCUCUGUUUUAGAAAAGAGUUGUGAGCAUAUUAAAUAUUUAUGAUUUGUUAUAUUUAUGCAUAUUUCUUUAACAAACUGUGGUUAGAAGAUAGCAGCUUUUUCUACAAAAUAUGGUGGAGGUUUUUGGAUGAAUGUGUGUAUGAAGUUUCUACUAACAGAAAACUUAUUGCCUUAAAAUUUUUGUUAUAUUUUAUAUUCAUAUUGUAUUCACAUUUUAUUAAAGUUUAUAUUUAUGAUCAUUUCACAGUGCAGAGAACAUCACUAAAGUGAAUAAAUUUUUUUAUCUUGAAA